Molecule: messenger RNA, 1845 nt
Organism: Anoplopoma fimbria (sablefish)
Lineage: Eukaryota; Metazoa; Chordata; Actinopteri; Perciformes; Anoplopomatidae
Gene: srsf2a
Product: serine and arginine rich splicing factor 2a
Molecular function (GO): RNA binding
Source: RefSeq, a predicted model, not a curated record
CCGCCAUUUCAUGCUUUCUCUCCUCGGCGGAGACGUGCAGCAGAACCGAACCACUCGCUCCUCUCACACCGCCUCUGAGGCUGCCGCAGCGGCGCAGCAUGAGCUACGGCAGGGCGCCGCCGGACGUGGAGGGCAUGACGUCACUGAAGGUGGACAACCUGACGUACCGCACGUCCCCGGAGACUCUGCGCCGGGUGUUCGAGAAGUACGGCCGCGUCGGCGACGUGUAUCCCCGGGACCGCUACACGAAGGAGAGCCGCGGGUUCGCCUUCGUGCGCUUCCUGGACAAGCGCGACGCGGAGGACGCGAUGGACGCCAUGGACGGCGCGCUGCUGGACGGACGCGAGCUGCGCGUCCAGAUGGCGCGUUACGGGAGGCCGCCGGACUCCAUGUACAGCAGGAGAGGCGCGCCCCCGCGGAGACACGGGGGGGGGGAGGGAGGAGGUGAGGGGGGGGGCCGCUCAGCCAGCCCUCGUCGCCGCAGACGGAGCCGCAGCCGCUCCAGGAGCAGAAGCCGGUCCCGAUCCAGGAGCCGCCACCACUACAGCCGCUCCAGGUCUCACUCCGAUUCCAGGUCCAGGUCACGAUCCAAGUCCAAGUCUAAAUCCAAGUCCAAGUCCAGGACCCCCAGACGGAGCAAGACAAAGUCUCCCUCCAGGUCUCGGUCCUCCAAGUCCAAGUCAAGAAGUAGAACCCCGCCUUCCAACAGAGGGUCCAAAUCCAGGUCCCGCUCCAAAUCCAAGAGUAGGCCUAAAUCUCCAGAAGACAACGGAGCAGAGAGUUAAUCCAGACUUGGACACAACAUGACGAUCUCAGAGGAUUGAGCCUUUGCUGAGGACAUCAGGACGAGUCUCACAUUGAGCAAGUGGACUCCUCUAUUACCACUGAAUGCAGACUGAAAGGUUAUUGGAGCUUGGUCUAAAAUGUUUUAAAUUUGACUUAAUUCACCUUAAUCAAAUGAUGUAACUUUGGUUUGAUCAUUGUUUAUAAAGUUGAGCAUUUAGAAAGGGAUUUUUUUUUUCUCAUUUAAAUUGUGUUUUGUUUUUUUAUUACAAUUGUACUUUUUUUGGAAAUUAAUAUAAAUUUAUUUUUAAUGAAAUCCCUUGUUUAACACACUUUCUAGAUUCUUAUGAAAGAGUUGUAUUUGCAGGGUGUCCUGUUGGAUGUUCAAAACCUUUACAGCUAUGUUUUACCACUCUUUGGCUUACUGUAAAGGCAAAACAUCAAAGUAUCGCUGUGCCACUUAAUGUUGUGACUCGCUAUUUAAGCAGCAUACGUUUUCCUUUCUGUACAAUCUCUAUUUUCUGUCUGGUUAAAGUUGCUUUCCUAUGACUCUAACCCUCUUUCUUGUGUAUCUUUUGUGCACUAGGCGCAGUUGUGUAGCAGUUGAGUAAUGCUGGUUAGCUGUUAAGAUGCGGUGCAGUGCGGUGGUGACAUGGUGUGGCGUGUUGCGGUGCUGAGUGCCCGGCGCUGUUCCGGGGCUCGACCCUCCGCUGCCGUUUGCCGGUUUGUAAGCUCACAGGUGUGGCAGAUCAUCCAUCCUCUUCCUGUCUUGUGACCUCUCCUUCCCUCCAUGUGCUGUACAGAUUCUCUCCUCCUUCCUUUUUUCUCUUUACUCUCCCUCCUCUCCCCCCCUCCCCCCUCUGUGGUUUAUCCACUGUUAUAACUGGUUCUGCUCUGCUCGCUUCUUUUUUUUAAUUGGGUCCAGUGUGACUCCUAGUGAAGGGUUUAAAGGGCAGUCCAGGCUGCUUAAUGAAUGAUUUUCUUUUUGUGUGUUUCAUUCCCCUGUGAACCUCUCAAACGUCUUGUAAUUGCUUCAGGUGAAUGCUAAUAAACAUCUUUGUU